This is a messenger RNA of Uranotaenia lowii, 1798 nucleotides long. RefSeq names its product histone acetyltransferase Tip60 (gene Tip60). Gene Ontology annotation, molecular function: histone acetyltransferase activity. The record is from RefSeq and is a predicted model, not a curated record. The transcript has 6 exons. Bases 75 to 1466 code for a protein of 463 amino acids. Gene Ontology annotation, biological process: regulation of DNA-templated transcription. Lineage: Eukaryota; Metazoa; Arthropoda; Insecta; Diptera; Culicidae.
UCAAAACAACAAAAUUGCAAACAGCUAUCGGAAUCAGUAAUCGUAGUCAAAUUUUGCCAAAAUUCGCCCCCCAAAUGGACGUGGACGAGGCCGUACAAUCGAUCUGCGACUCGACGGCUUCACUUACCGAAGGAUGUCGGUUACCGGUGCGAAUGACCGGUACCAAUGAUUGGCCGCUGGCGGAAAUCAUUAGCAUCAAGGAUUUGGACGAAUCCAAGAAUGUUUACUACGUACAUUAUGUGGAUUUCAAUAAACGCCUGGAUGAGUGGGUCACGGAAGAAUACCUGGAUACAAGGAAAGUACAGUUUCCUCGCAAAGAUGGACUCACAACGGGUCAAAAUACAGGAGUAACCACCCCCAAGCGUGUCAUCCCGGUUGGAGAACGAUCCCGACCAGCUAGUCCGGUACUUCCGCCAGUGGAAAUCGUCAACGGCAGUGCCGUCCUGGCGGCUGCGUUGAACAAAAAAAUCAGCCGGAAACGGAAAGCCACCUCAACAGAGAACGAAGACUCGCAGGAUGUUCCAACAACGCCAACCCCAGCACAAACAACACCUCAGCCUCGACAAUCGGGUAGUAUGGUCACGCACCACGACGAUGUGGUCACCCGGAUGAAAAACGUCCAACUAAUAGAACUGGGCAGACAUCGCAUCAAGCCGUGGUACUUCGCGCCCUACCCUCAAGAACUCUGCCAAAUGCCCUGCAUCUACAUCUGCGAAUUCUGCCUCAAAUAUCGCAAGAGUAGAAAAUGUCUGGAGCGGCACAUCAAAAAGUGCAACCUGAGGCAUCCGCCGGGGAACGAAAUCUACCGGAAGAGCACUAUCAGCUUUUUCGAGAUCGAUGGGCGCAAGAACAAAAGCUACGCCCAGAAUCUCUGUCUGCUGGCAAAGCUGUUUCUAGACCACAAAACGCUGUACUACGAUACUGAUCCGUUCCUGUUCUACGUAAUGACCGAGUACGAUUCGCGAGGAUUCCACAUAGUGGGUUACUUUUCGAAGGAGAAGGAAAGUACCGAAGACUACAAUGUGGCGUGUAUCCUGACGAUGCCACCGUACCAACGGAAAGGUUACGGAAAACUGCUCAUCGAAUUCAGUUACGAGCUAUCCAAAUUUGAAGGAAAAACGGGAUCGCCGGAGAAGCCCCUGUCGGAUCUGGGUUUGCUAUCGUAUCGGAGCUAUUGGGCCCAAACGAUACUGGAAAUAUUGCUCAUUGCAAAACCCACCGGGGACAACGACAAACCGCAAAUUACAAUAAACGAAAUCUGCGAACUCACCAGCAUCAAGAAGGAAGACGUUAUCUCGACGUUGCAAAUUUUGAAUCUAAUCAACUACUACAAGGGCCAGUACAUUGUGUGCAUCAACAAGGAAACGAUCGACCAGCACAAAAAGGCCAUGGAGAAGCGGAAGAUCCGCAUCGAUUCCAAGUGUCUCCACUGGACGCCGAAAGACUGGUCCAAGCGAUCCAAGUGAUAUACCUAGAUAUUCAGAUUACCAUUUGUAUGCCCUUCAACCACACAAACACCCACACACGAGAAGCGUAACGUUCGCCUAGCUAGUGUUUAAGUCAGGUUUUAAAUUUGUUGCAUCGGCUCCGGAAACCGCGACUGCCGGCCGGUACAAGAGAGCGAGAGAGUCAUCGCCCAGUCCAGCCCAACCCAUCUCUGCCCAGACAGCUGACGGGAACUUGGUUCUUUCAAUGGUUGGAAAUGAUGAUGAUCGUCGUCGUCGUCGUCUGAUUACGCUAACUACCUAACAAACAUAACUUAAGACUCCGAUUGUGAAUGCUAUUGUAUAAAUGAAAG